GUUCCAAUCCCCUCCAUAUCAUGUAAUUCAGGUGUUCCAAUCCCCUCCAUAUCAUGUGAUUCAGUGUUCCAAUCCCCUCCAUAUCAUGUGAUUCAGGUGUUCCAAUCCCCUCCCAGUUCAUGUGAUUCAGGUGCUCCAGUCCCCUCCAAAUCAUGUGAUCUCAGGUGUUCCAAUCCCUUCCAUAUCAUGUGAUUCAGGUGUUCCAAUCCCCUCCAUAUCAUGUGAUUCAGGUGUUCCAAUCCCCGCCCAAUCAUAGUCAAUAGCUAAAAGACCUCCAAACUUGGUGUGGCCUUCAGAUGAGCCCAACAACAGUGCGCAGAGAGCUUCAUGAAUGGGUUUCCAUGGC
Staurois parvus is the source of this 346-nucleotide messenger RNA. The record is from the annotation of a GenBank genome assembly. NCBI's taxonomy places the organism in Eukaryota, Metazoa, Chordata, Amphibia, Anura, Ranidae.